Linum trigynum is the source of this 2568-nucleotide messenger RNA. The record is from the annotation of a GenBank genome assembly. Lineage: Eukaryota; Viridiplantae; Streptophyta; Magnoliopsida; Malpighiales; Linaceae.
UAAAAGCGGAAAAUGGGUAAAAUCGUAAAGCGUAGAAUCGAAGCGUAAAAGCGUAAGUUUUUUAUGCAUCCUGUAAAUGGUUGGAGUUGUCCAUGUGUUAAUGAUCGAAAGCCAGUGUGAUCCACGUGUUUUGUGCCGAUAUGAUAUGCCCUAAAGCCUGCUUGAUUGAAAGGUUUUGAGCUUACCUUGUCUGACUUGGUUUGCUUGGUGACAAGCAAACGGUUAAGUGUGGGGGAGUUUGAUAGACCAUUGAUUACACAUGUUUUUACCCCUAUUCUUGAGCCGUUUGAGAUGUCGAUUCCCGUGUUUUAGGCCGAUUUCACGCUAGGUUGUUUUUGUUUGUGAUAUUUCAGGUCCUAGUACGUGAAUGAAGGUUUAGGAACGAGUUCGGGGUCGAUUGGACGAAGUUUGGACGCUUGGCGAGAAGCUGAGAGGCCACACGGGCAUGCCCAAAAGCCACACGGCCGUGUGGGAGACCCACUGUGGUCGUGUGAGGGCUCGGCAAAAGCCACACGGGCAGCCUGGACACUCACACGGCCGUGUGAGUCGUGGCCGCGUGGGAAGCCUUAAGUCACUUAAUGAAACGCCGCGUUUUGCAAAGCCACACGGGCAGCUGGGGGAGUCACACGGCCGGGUGACAUGGCCGGGUGAGUCGGGAUUUUCUGGUUUUAAGCCAAUUUCCAGCCACAAGUGAGGGGGAUUCGAGUUUUAGAGAGACAGAGCGAUUCCUAGAGAGAGAAAGCGACGAACAAGAGUUCCCAAGUGCCCUAGCUUGAUCUUCAUCACCAUUGGAGCCCGGCUUGAGCUUGGAGAAGUGCCGAUCGACGCCCAGGAGCAGAAAUCCAUCCUUCAAAGUAUGGUUUCCGCAUCUGAAUAUGCUUUUGCUUCUUUCUCCAUGGAGUAGUUCUCCCAUUCAUCUGGGUAUGGGAAACCCUAGAUUUGUAUGUUAGGUCUGAUUGUAUGAACCCAAGUACAGAUUCUAUGAUAUUCAACUGAGGUUUGAAUGAUUGAAUGGCAUGAAUCCUGAUCAAAUUCCUGUUGUUUCUGCUUUAACCUAGAAAGAGAAUAUCUGCCUAGGUUGAUAGAGCACCCUUAAUUGAAGGUAGUGAAUUGGUGACUUUAGUCGAGGAGCCAAUUCACUAUUCUGUACCGAAGUUACUUUGGUAGAGGAGGUUUUGUUCAUUAGGGCCUCAAUCUUUUUACUCCAGUGGAGGUUAGUCGCCCGCUAGAGACUCAGAUUGAGAGGGUCUGGAGACCUUUAGUCGAGACUUCAGACUGUUUGAGAACCUUUCGCAGUAUAACUAUCUUAGAAACUGAACUUGGUAAUUGCAAUCCGGCUUAACUGCAGUCUAGGGGGAACCAUAUCCGGGUGACCUUUCUCGACUUGAAACAACCGUUUAAUUUGCUUUGUGUUUUUGUUUGUUUGAACCUGCACUUAAGUUUUACUGCUAGAUAAUAAGAAUUCACUGAGUAGUCAUCACAUCUAGGACCCGGGUUGACAUUAAAACCCAAACCCGCUAUACUACGCUUUAGGAAAUGGUUUCACUUGGCCAUUUUCUAGAGUGACAGUAGGAGUGAGUCAGUCUGGCAGCUAAAUACUCGAUUAAGCAAGUAUGGGAAUCUAUUAGGUUCCUUUCCCUGAUGUAACAUGGACUAAAGUUGUUUGAAGUAAGCCCUGUUUACCCUAAGCAUUGUGUGCUGUUGUGGUUAAUUAUAUUGGAGAGGAUCAGAAUGGGAGACAAGUUGAUUGGUUGGGGGAUCAGGUGAUGGAUGUUGUGUUUUAUGCCCGGAUGGUUUGGAUAGUACUUAGUAGAGUUUACUUGUUUGGUGUUUGUCUCUUUGGUAGUGCAGUGACGAACCAACUAUUAUGUAGUAUCUGUGUGUUCCCUAUCUUUGCAUAUUGGCAAAUGCAGUUAGAGUGGGCUGAGCGAGUCUGGUCUCAACCAUCUAAUAAUGCUAUAGCAGCUAGGAGAAUCCUAUGGAUCAUUGGCGUCAGCUCAAUUUGGAAGGAGCGAUAUGCGAGAAUUUAUGGGAGUAAGACUGCAAACUCUCCUUAUCAAAUUGCGCAGAAGAUUAUGAAAGAGUUACUAUUUUUGCUAGUGGCCAUAUCGCUUACCAGUUGAGAAUUCAAAGAGUUUCGCCAUUUUAGUAGUGCUGAUUCGUUUCUUUACUGGUUUAGUAUAUAAAGUAUAGUAUGUAAAGGGCCAGUUACUUUUUGAGAGGGAAGUUUCGAGUUGGACUUCCCCGGGCUUCAAUACAAUUUUUGAUUAACUAUAAAAAAAAUAAUAGAAUUCAUAAUAUCUGUAAAAAAAUUCAGCUCUCAAAGUGUGAGAAAGAGAUAGAAGGAAGAAUCACUUGGUCGAGGCAGCCCUACCUUAAAUAAAAUUAAUAAUAAUAUGAAAUCUGAGUUCGAGUCAGUCUCAUGAGCAGAAUGAGUUGUGAGCUCAUUAGUUCUUCCACCUCGAGUUUAUCUCGAGUCAAAUAUGAGCCAAGAUUUCAAUAAACAAGCCGAGUUCGAACUCAACUCGUUUAUUAAUGAGUUGAACCCAAUAUAAGUCAAAACUUGAU